Molecule: messenger RNA, 7399 nt
Organism: Pogoniulus pusillus (Red-fronted tinkerbird)
Lineage: Eukaryota; Metazoa; Chordata; Aves; Piciformes; Lybiidae
Product: KIAA1217 ortholog
Exons: 23
Coding region: 333-6179 (1948 amino acids)
Cellular component (GO): cytoplasm
Source: RefSeq, a predicted model, not a curated record
GCCCUCUUUUUAGUCUCCUGCUUGGAUUCCUCCUCACCCUGCUGUUUCCUUCUGCUUUCAGAGCCUGCCAAGUGUGACUGCUGCACCUUUGCUGGCAAUGAGUAUCAGUCUGUGUCUGGGAGGAUCUGAAACAGCGGAAUGCCACCACAGACAACAGCAAGAGCUUGGAGAUCGGAAUUAAACCCAGGAAAACACAAAUAAAAAGCCUGAAGAUCAUUCUUUAAGAAAAAAAAUGAAAACAAGUAGUCCUGACACAAGUGCAUGCUCUUCCCAUUGAAAAGGUUUGCUGAAGGUGCAGCUCGCCAGCAGCCGCUGCCCUGUGAUGCCUGGGCAUGCCUCAUGGCAGAGGUACCCGACCACCCCGCUGGAGCGUGGCACUUCCCUGUAGGGAGCUGGACCAGGCCAAACCCGGUUUGCAUGUAACGUCGCUAGACGAUGCGGAAUGUCUGCGAUCUAAAGAGCUCCUUUCGGCACCCAGCAGGCUCACUGCUUCUAACUCAAAGGCAACCCGCAACAUCCCUCGGAGACACACAGUAGGUGGCCCUCGCAGUUCCAAAGAAAUACUGGGAAUGCAAACCUCAGAAAUGGACAGGAAGAGAGAGGCCUUUCUUGAGCAUCUGAAGCAGAAAUAUCCCCACCACGCUACAGCAAUAAUGGGACACCAGGAGAGACUGAGAGAUCAGACGAGAAGCCCAAAGCCGUGCCAGAGCCCGCAGCACGCGUUGGGUGACCAGACAGAACACCUCUCUGAAGCUUCUGCUGAUUCCCUAGAGGCCAUGUCCGAGGGCGAUUCUCCAACGCCCUUCUCGAGGGGCAGCCGCACGCGCGCAAGUCUUCCCGUGGUGCGGUCGGCAAACCAGACGAAGGAGAGAUCACUGGGUGUUUUAUAUCUUCAGUAUGGAGAUGACACAAAGCAGCUGAGGAUGCCAAAUGAAAUUACAAGCACAGACACAAUCCGUGCCCUUUUUGUAAGUGCCUUCCCCCAGCAGCUGACGAUGAAAAUGCUGGAAUCUCCCAGUGUGGCCAUUUACAUCAAGGAUGAGAGCAGAAACAUAUACUAUGAAUUGUGUGAUGUGAGGAAUAUUCAAGACCGAUCUUUCCUUAAAGUUUACAACAAAGAUCCUGCACAUGCAUUUAAUCACACUUCCAGAGCUGUAAAUGGAGAUAUAAGGAUGCAGAGGGAAAUUGCUUAUACAGGUCGAGAUGGCCCCAGUGCUUCCCGCCCCGGCUCUGCCACGCACCCUUCUCACGCCAUGCCCAGCUCGCCACCCUCCACCCCGGUGCCCCACUCCAUGCCUCCCUCUCCGUCCAGGAUUCCCUACGGCGGAGGCCGGCCCAUGGGCGUGCCAGGCAAUGCCACCAUCCCCCGGGACCGGCUGUCCAGCAUGCCAGCCUCGCGCUCCAUCUCGCCCAGCCCCAGUGCCAUCUUGGAGAGACGAGACGUGAAGCCUGACGAGGACAUGAGCGGCAAAAACCUUGCCCUGAUCCGCAACGAAGGGCUGUACGGUGACCCCUACCUGUACCACGAGGGGAGGAUGAGUGUGGCUGCUUCCCACUCCGGACACCCCCUCGAUGUCCCUGAUCACAUUGUAGCCUACCAUCGCGGCGCCACGAGGUCGUCGAGCACGUACUGCACCCCCUCUCUGCAGCCCGAAAUGCUUGAGCAGUCCUUGUACAGACAAAAGGCUCGGAAGUACCCGGAGAGCCACUUGCCCACUCUGGGCUCCAGAACACCUCCCGCCUCACCCCACCGGCUGGCUGACGUGAGAAUGGUGGAGAUUCAUCCUCACCAUAGCGCUCACAUUCCCCCCCACACCAUCCAGCCUGACAGGGCUUCUCCCAGCCGCCAGUCCUUCAAAAAGGAGCCGGCACAGCCUGUCUUUGUGGAUGCCAAAGCGCGGAGCACCCUCGGCCUCUCGGGCAUGGCCGAGGCGGUGCCGUCUCCGGUCGACAAGCAGGCUUUUGGCUAUGGGUCACCCGUGAUGCCCAAGGACAAGGAGACAAGAGAGAGGAUACAAGCCAUGGAGAAACAGAUUGCCAGUUUAACUGGUCUUGUUCAGUCCGCGCUUUGUAAAGGGCCAAAUACAAGUAAUAGCAAAGAUGCUUCUAGUGAGAAGAUGAUGUUGAAAAUUGCGUCCAGCAAGGGCAGCAUUGACACUGCAGGUGCUGCUAACGCCUCUGGGGGGAAGAACGCGUUGGUAGCUGUGGACUCAGCUGUCAGCCACCACCCUGCUGCAGCCCCAUCCAUGCAAGUCAGCCUGCACGGGAUGAAACGCAACGUCUCGGACCUGCGGCUGCAGCUGCAUCAGAUGAAGCAGCUACAGCUGCAGAACCAGGAGAUGCUGAGGGCAAUGGUGAAGAAAGCAGAGCUGGAAAUCCAUGGCAAGAUGAUGGAAACAGUGAAGAGGCUGGAGGAUCCCGUGCAGCGACAGCGCAACCUGGUGGAACAGGAGCGGCAGAAGUACCUCAACGAGGAGGAAAGGGUUGUGAAGAAGUUGUGCGAGCUGGAGGCAUUUGUCGAAGACCUGAAGAGGGACUCCUCUGCUUCCAGCAAGACAGUUACACUGAAAGAUGUUGAAGAUGGAGCCUUUCUUCUGCGCCAAGUGGGAGAAUCUGUUGCCACCUUGAAAGGAGAGUUCCCCAUGCUGCAGAACAAGAUGCGUGCAAUCCUGAGGAUUGAGGUGGAAGCAGUGAGGUUCCUCAAGGAAGAGCCACACAAGCUGGACAGCUUGCUGAAGCGCGUGCGCAGCAUGACCGACAUCCUCACCAUGCUCAGGAGACACGUUACAGAAGGACUGCUGAGGGGUGUGGAUCCAUCCCAAGCCGUGCAGUACUCCACCACAGAAAAGGCCAGUGCAGCUGAUGCUCUGAAAAGCCAGGAGGAGCUCAAGCACGCCCAGGGACACGCACAGCAAAGCCCGACUGCAGUGGCGUCAGAGAACCAGGUGUCGUCAGUCAAGUCAGAAGUCAUCCCCUUCUCCACAAUGACAGUCCAUCACGUGCAGAGCUCUCCUGUUGUCAUCCAUCAGACUCAGCACUCAUCAGCCCUGGUCAACCAUGCCCAGGGCUCACCCACUGCAGCCAGCCACAGUGAAGGUGGGCCUGCGGGUGGCCACCUCUCAGCCACCCCACCAGCCCCUCUGCAAGAGCCCCCAGCAGGAUCCCAGCCUACACAAGCCAUGCCAGCACCACAGGUCUCUGUCAAUGGCACCACCAUGCAAAGUCUUCUCAUUGAGGAAAUCCACAGUGCAAGUGCCAGGAGCCGAGCUGUAUCCAUUGAGAAAGCUGAGAAGAAAUGGGAAGAGAAAAGACAGAAUCUCGACCACUAUAAUGGAAAGGAAUUUGAAAAGCUCUUGGAAGAGGCCCAAGCCAAUAUAAUGAAGUCAAUUCCUAACCUGGAGAUGCCUCCCCAGACAGCAGCACUGCCUAAAGGAGAUGCAGUGGAAAAGCUGGAAGUCUCAGAAGAAGUUCCUGAUGGAGAACAGGAUAAUGACAGACUGACCAAGUCUCCACCUCCUCCACCUCCACGGCGCAGUUACCUGCCAGGGUCAGGACUCACCACCACAAGAUCAGGAGAGGUCGUCUAUGCAGCCAGAAAAGAGGCUGCUGCUGUCAAGGAAUGCAGUGAAGAUGCUGGGCAAGCAGCACAAGCCAAAGCCUCCAAAGAGGACCAGGCAUUGCCUCGGAGCGCAGGGCAUGCUGUGGCAUCAGCUGCAAAGGAUGAUGAGGAAGAGGAAGGAGAUAAAAUAAUGGCUGAAUUACAGGCUUUCCAGAAGUGCCCUCUUACGGAUGUAAACUCAAACAGUCAUGCUGAACAGUCCAGAAAUGAUACACAUGUUAAAGACAUAAGGCCUGGGACUUUAAUGCAUCACAAGGAAAAGAAGGUGUAUGGGGCUACAACAGGAUCUCCCACAGAUAGUGACCAUCCUAAAGAGAAGAGGGAAGGGAAAACUGAAGAAGAAUUGGGUUGUGAUUCAUCCAGCACAGCUGACAGUAGAAUUGGCUUUUCACUGAAUGACAGUGCUACAUUUAGCAAGGGUUUGUUUGUAGACAGUAGAGACUAUUCUAAGAAAAACCUUCAGAAUGUGAGCACAAACCUGUCUGGUGUCAGUUUGCCAGAGGAUGACAAGAGAAGAGGGGCUCGAGAUAUUUUAGGAUCCCACUUUCCAGCUGUCGAAACUGGAAACCAAAAGCCAGACUACAGACCCUCGCGAGAUGCCCACCAGGGCCCGCUGCAGGGUGAAGCCUUGCAGAGUACAGGCAAGCAAAUCCCCAUCAGCAGUGUCACCCCUCACAGGAGGCACACGCAGGAGGCUGUGGGGCCUCAGCCUCCCUCGCAGGAGCAGGAAGCUGCUGCAGGCAGCUAUAAUCAGGUUGUGCUAAGACCCAAAGUGCCCAGAAGCAGCAGCACUGAAGAGACUGACUCUCCCUCGAGCUCUCCAGGUGAGGAGCACCCACCUACAGAAAACAUUGCCUUCAUGAUCACCAAAACGGCUGUCCAGGUCCUCUCCAGUGGGGAAGUUCAUGACAUAGUCAGCCGGAAGGGUGGAGAUGUGCAAACGGUGAACAUCGACGCUAGGAAGGAGCCGGGGUCGGAGGAGGGCAGCCUGGGGAGCACGGAGAGCGAGGAGCCGGUGGUGUGUCUGGACAAGAAACCUGUCAUCAUCAUCUUCGAUGAGCCCAUGGACAUCAGGUCAGCCUACAAGAGGCUUUCCACCAUAUUUGAAGAGUGUGAUGAGGAGUUAGAGAAAAUGAUGACAGAUGAGAAGAUAGAAGAGGAAGAGGAGGAGGAAGAGAAUGAAGCACAUGACAGCUCCAGCAGCCAGAAAGAAGAGCCACCAGUAGCUAACGGCAGAAGAGCAAGCCUCGAGUAUUCAGCAGCUCUCGCUCUGGAGGAGCGGCACACUGCUGAGCUUCAGCCUUCCCCUGAGCCUGCAGAAAGCAGACUGCCCGCAGAGGAGGGAAGCACAAACCUCGACAAAUACCGCCAGAUCUAUGGGCUAAGCACAGAAGCAAGCCUGGACUCUGCUGAUCAGUUUGGAAGCAGGCAGGACUCCAAGAAAAAGUUCAAGUUCAAAUUCCCUAAGAAGCAGCUGGCUGCUCUGACACAGGCCAUACGCACAGGAACCAAGACUGGGAAGAAGACCUUGCAGGUUGUGGUCUAUGAAGAAGAGGAGGAAGAUGGGACUGUGAAGCAGCACAAGGAAGCAAAGAGAUUUGAAAUCACCGGGACUCAAUCUGAGGACAGUGACAAAAGUCCUUCUGGGAAGCAAGAGGCCCCCCUUGGAACUGCAGGGUCCCUGUCCAGGACUGAUGAAAUUCGGCAGAGCACCUACCGGACACUAGACAGCCUUGAGCAGACCAUAAAGCAGCUGGAAAACACCAUCAGUGAAAUGAGUCCAAAGCCCAUCCCUGAAAACACACACAGCUCUGAGGGAAGCACUGUCCCCUUCUCUGCCCAGAUAGUAGCAGAGACCCCAGCCCGAGAGCUUGUAGUGCUGGACGAGAGCCUUGCUGGCAUAGAGCCCCCUCCGGCUGCCCCAGCCGCCUCACGUAAGGGCUCCAGCGCCACCUCCCAGACCAGCCGGAUGCCGGUCCCCAUGGCUUCAAAAAGUAGGCAAGGAAGCAUGGAGAAGGCAGGCAAACAGCACAAGCUGCAGGACCCCCGCCAGUACAGACAGGCUAAUGGAAGUGCUAAGAAAGCUGGUGGGGACUGUAAGGCUACUUCCCCUACCCUACCUGCUUCUAAGAUCCCAGCCUUUUCUCCCACUUCUGGGAAAAGCAGCUCAGCACCUGCUUCUAGUAGUGACAGCUCUAACCCUCUUAAUCCACCUACUAAAAGCUCCAUUCCUUCCUCUAACCUUCUGGCUCCUCAGACAGGUCGCAUCACUUACUCUACCUCCCUCAUCCCCUCUGUCUCUAACGGUUCCUCCAAGUUUCAGAGCCCCACUCACCCAGGGAAAGGUCAGCACCUCUCCUUCUCACUACAGACUCAGAACGGCCGGUCACCCCCUCCUUCCUCCUCUACCUCCCCCCCCUCCUCUACCUCUCCCACUUCACUGACCCAAGGUAUGAAGAGCAUCAGGACAAUCCACACCCCUAGCUUCACCAGCUACAAGGCACAGAACGGAAAUGCCAGCAAGUCCACCCCAGCCACCACAGCCAAGGAGCCAUCCUAAAGCUGAGCUCAGCACUCCUGCCAGCUCACCAAGGCUUUGUCUUCACUUCCAAAGAACCCGCAGCCAAUAUUUUAACCAGGGAAUGUAACCAAUUUGCUGUAUUGCUGGAGGCUUCAUACUAAUCCCGUGCUAAACACUGAGUUAUUGCCUAGAGUAGAGUGAAGCUUUUGGGGUUUAUUUUUGGCAAGCUCUGUUGCUGUUGUAAGGAUUCAUUCGGGAGCCUCUGCUCCCUGCAGGCAGCACUCCCAGCAGAGAGGGGUGCAGGGGUGGGUGUGAGUGGAGCCGGCUGUGCGUGCACAGCAGUGCCCAGAGCCCAGGGAGGUGCCUGGGCACCACGGGAGGCAGUUGUUUUGUACAAAGCUAUUUUUCAUUAUGGGGACUAGAAGCAAACAGAGAUCUACUAAAGUGUGGUUAUACACAACCUGUAAAACUGAAACUAAACUAUUUUGGGGUGUUUUGGUUUUGGUUUCUUUUCUUUUUGGGUGUUAUUUAGCUUUGUUACAGAUUUCUAUUUUUGUCAUGGUUCCUUUGCAGACCUUUUUUGCCAAAACAUUUUGAUACUAUUGUAAUGUACAUGUGAAAGGAGUAUGCUGGACAGUAAAGCCUCUUGCACGGAACGAGCCCACUCUUGGUGUGCAUGAGGCAACUCAACCAAUUAUUGCACUGCCAUUCAGAUUAUAUUUAAGAAAUUGCCAGCCAAGGAGGAAAAUAAAAACCUAAAUAAAUAACAAUAAAUUGUUUGAAUGCAUAGAGGUAGUUGCUGAUUAUUUCCUCCUCCCCCUUCACUAAAUCCACCCUUUUGUUCCUUCAGUUUUAUUUCACUGAGACCUGGAAGCCCAUCAAUGUAUGGCAUUGUGGAUUUUAACAAUGGACACUUCUGUACUCUUCUGUAUACUAGCAACACUAUUUUUUUUGUACAUAUCUAUAAAUAUCUAUAAAUAAAGAAAUACUGUAUGUGGCUGGGCACAUAGAGUAGUUUUACCACACCAAAGUUCAUUUUUAUGCAUGCCUAAAAAUAAGAUAUAUAUAUAGAGAGAGAUAUAUAUGGGGAAGGGGUGAAAAAAAGGUGGAUAUUGGUCAAAUAGAAGGGGGAAAAAAGGCAACAAGCUUGCAGAGCUCAUGGAUUUGUAAAUAAACUUAUUUGUAUAACAACCACAAUGUAAUAUACAGAACUAUGAUAAGCAAAGAUCUUGACCAAAAUAAAGGGCUGCAUGCUUAUA